This is a messenger RNA of Funneliformis caledonium, 2877 nucleotides long. NCBI's taxonomy places the organism in Eukaryota, Fungi, Glomeromycota, Glomeromycetes, Glomerales, Glomeraceae. The record is from the annotation of a GenBank genome assembly.
AUGGCCUCGACUUACUUACGUCCGUUGGCAAACCCUAAGCGGGUCAAGUUAGUGUCAACCUGUGACGUUUGCAAAAACCGUAAAGUUAAAUGUGAUAAAGAAAGGCCGGAAUGCGGAACUUGUAAAAAAACAAAUCGAAAAUGUAGUUAUACUUACGCGGCUUUUACAGAAUCGAUAAGAGAGAAACAGAAUGGGUUAAGAUCACAAGCGGAUUCUAGUUUUCUUCAAACUCAAUUAAAUUAUUUACAGAAUGUACAAUUUGGACAAUUAUACGAAGAGUCGGGUUUUUUAUCGAUGGCUUCAAGAAGUUUUGGUAUUGAAGCUAACAAUGGUCAAAAUAUUGCUGGAAUGUUAUCGAUGCCAAUGACUUCAAUGGCGGCAGAUGUCAAUAAUUAUGGUCUUGACGCAACAUCGUUAAUAACUACUGAGGUUCUUCAAAAUUCCACAAAUGUUGCAGCAUCGAUUCAAAGAGAUGCUGAACAAUGCCAAUACGAUCCUACAUAUUAUUUAAAUUGCACCGACUUUGCUGCACUAUUACAAAAUCAGCAACAAAAUUUAUACCAAACUCAAUCGACAGACACAUUGCAAUCACAACAAACUCAACAAUAUCAACAAAGUCAACAAAAUCAACAGUUACAGUUCAUGAAUCAGGAAGUGAAUUCUGGUGACAAUGUUGUUGAUGAUCUCGCAUCUAAUAUAGAGAAUUUAAAACUUUACGAAUCAACAAGAUAUAUUGGGGAAGGAUCAUUAUUACUGUUAGAUGAUGAUAACUUUGGAGAAAUGAUAAUUCCUCAAAUCCAACCAGAUUUAUCGCAAGUUAAUGAUUCAUUAAAAAUCCUGCCAAAUAUAGAGACUAUUGAACAAUUGAUUAAUUUAUAUUUUAAGCACGUUCAUCGAUAUUUUCCUGCAUUAAGGCAGCAAACUGUAUGGAAUGCUCUUCGAGAUUUAAAUAGACCGCAGCAUUUGUUAUUGUUGAAUUGUAUUUUUUUUGCAGCUUCACCUUUUCAUGAAGAUCCAGACAAAAAAGAUGGAAGAAUAUAUUUUGACAGGGCCGAAGCUUUACUUUACGAAUAUUGUACAUUGCCACAUGCUCUUACUGUAAUGUCUAUAAUUAUCCUGGGACGUCACAAUAAACAGAUGGGGGCAAAUUGGAUGUACAGUGGCAUUGCAACCAAGAUGUUAUUUGAACUUGGUUUACACCGCAAAUUCAAGGAUAAAAUACGUGAAGAGGUGGAGCAAUUAAGAAAUGAAGCAUUUUGGAUGUGUUUUAUUUCUGAAAAUUUUGUUUCAGCGACGUAUGGACGUCCUAAUAUGAUAGAUGAAACAGAUUGUGAUGUCGAUGUACCUAAUAUGUUACUAAGUCCAUAUCCAAUGGAUGAAAAUGCUCGACUUGAAAUAGCUUACAUUUAUUUAAUCAAUCUUAGUAGGAUUUGUGCUAGAGUACGUAAGUAUCUGCACGCAUCAAGACUAAGGGUUUUGGUACGAGAUGACGAAAAUAAAUUUAGAAUAUUAGACGCUGCACUUGCAAAUUGGUCUCAUUCUUUGCCAGGAUGGUUAAGGUUUGAAGAAAUUGCUAAGGAUCCUGAUGGUGCAUUAUUGAAUGGAGUCGGAGGUGAUAUAACUAUAUUUUUCCAUACUGUUUUGAUUCUUCUUCAUAUUAGACAUUUAAAACCUCCAGAAGAGUAUCAGAUGAAAGCAUCAAAUUCUUCUGUAAUUUGCAUGCAAUCUGCCACGAUCAUAGUUCACUGUCUUGAAGUAUUAUUAGAAAAACAUCCGGAUUUUUUUGCUUUGGCAUCAUCUGGUCCAUUUGCGAUUAGUCCAGCAAUGAGAGUAUUUUCUUGGCAUGCAAAAUAUGACGAAAAUAAAAAAGCUGACGAAAUGCUUAAACGUCUUGAAGUUAUAAGAUCUAAGAUUAUGGAAAUAUCUAAAAGCUAUGAUCGUGGUAGAGUUGAUGGUGAGGGAAGAAUGGAUGGAGAACAUGUAUUAACAGAGUGGUUAGGAAUUCCAACUCAUCCUCGAAAUAGGAUGAUCGAUAAUGAUACGUCUAAUAAUCUAAGGGAAUGGGAAGUUUUUAUUGCUGAUGAUGAUAGAAACUUGAGAAGACAAUAUAGUUGGAUUGCAAGGAAACAAUCUGGUGGAAUCUUUAUGCCUAAAAGAAAAACUUCAAGUUUUUCUAGGUCAAUGAGCAUGAAUAGUAAUUCAUCAAUUUACAUGAAAGGUAGAUCGUAUAGCUCUACUUUUGAUUUCAUGAAUUCAAGUCAAAACAUGGAAGAUCUUAAUUUUACAUUUAAAACGGAUAAAAGUUUUGAUUUCUCAGCCUUUUCGCAAUUAUCUGGACAAAAUUCGAGUUUACCUCAGGUGACAUUAGAUGGUGUGCUUGUUGAAGAGCCAGAACAAUUCGAUCAAGAUCAUAAACAAUUUGGUGGAAAUUCACAAUAUCAUACUCCUUUACAACAAUCUCCUCAACUACAACCACAACAAUUUAAUUCGCCUUAUCAUUCGCCGGUUCAACGGUCACCACAACUUCAAGCUUCUGAUUAUCAUACGCCACUUAAUCUUUCACCGCAGCUUAAUCCGCAAGAUUAUAAUUCUCCUUAUCAACAAUCACCUCAAUUACAAUCACAAGAUUAUGUAGCAAAUAUAAAUACCAUGUUAACGCCGCCAAUGCAACCUUCAGAUUUUUUUUCUGAAACUUCUUUGGAUGAUAUUGCAAGCGAUGAAUUUUGGAAUGUUUUACAUAAUGAAACUAAUAAUCAUCAUCUUGGGAAUUCAUCUAUAAUAAAUGAUAGUGGACUUUCAGAUGGAUUAAAUGGUAAUGAAAAUGAGUGUGACUUUGGUGAAGUAGGUUUAGGAAUCUCUGUAGAGAAUAAUAAGUAG